UUCAGCCACUCCGAUAUAGAACCAACCUUGUAUACACUGGUGUAGCAGCAGCGUUGUGCGUGUAAGACUUGGCGUUGCCGACCUCCCGCAGAUCAGUAGUGUACGUACACGAGCGGCGUCCCACUUGCUGUCAGAAUGGGCAUAGAGUGGUUUGGUUUCAGCUAUGCAGCCCUGGUUGCUUCUGGAGGAGUUAUUGGCUAUGUAAAGGCAGGUAGUGUUCCGUCUCUUGCUGCCGGUCUUCUGUUCGGAGGUCUAGCUGGGUUUGGAGCCUAUCAGAUGUCACAGGAUUCAAAGAAUGUAUUACUUUCACUGAUUGCAUCAGGCACGUUAGCGGGAGUUAUGGGAUACAGAUUCUACAACUCUGGAAAAUUCAUGCCAGCUGGAUUAAUUGCUGGUGCCAGUCUGCUAAUGUUGGGAAGGCUGGGACUGAAAAUGUUGGAGAAACCUCAUGAGUCAUAAUGGAACUGAGGCACGGAAAUCUACAUCUAUAUCUUCAGUGAACAGUGGCCUGAUCUGAAUAUACCUGUUUAAUGCAAAUCUCACUAGUUUUUCUAAGUAAAAAACUGUUUUUACUAAAUAAUAA
Messenger RNA from Pseudophryne corroboree (corroboree frog), 583 nucleotides. RefSeq names its product transmembrane protein 14C-like. The transcript has 5 exons. Lineage: Eukaryota; Metazoa; Chordata; Amphibia; Anura; Myobatrachidae. The record is from RefSeq and is a predicted model, not a curated record. The coding region runs from base 136 to 459 and encodes 107 amino acids. Gene Ontology annotation, biological process: regulation of heme biosynthetic process. Gene Ontology annotation, cellular component: mitochondrial membrane.